AUGGCAUCAAAGAAUACUCUCGGCACGUCGUCGUCGUAUCCGAAUCCGCGUAUGCGUCGCCUGGCUUCUCAACUGGCGUCCAUAAGAAUAUCCCUUGAUCCUCCCAGCCCGCCAUACCUGAGUCCUGGUCCAUUAUCAGAUUCUAAUAUUUCUGAAGACUCCUGCGAUAUGAACUACCUCCAAGUUCCGACCGAAAACGAGCCGCAGCGUAUCUCGUCCCCACCACCGGAUCGCCGAAGCAGUAUUGCAUCGACACUCAGUGAUGCCUCGUCUAUUACGAUACCGAUGAGUUCAAGUUACCAGUCGCUCUUGUCGCCAUUAUGGACUCGAAGCAAGUAUUCGAUUGACGAAUAUGAAACACCGCCAAACGAACCAAUUACGCGUUCACGGAGUGUUCAGGUGAGCGGAGGUAUACAAUUACGCAUUCAUUCGUAA
Messenger RNA from Haemonchus placei, 435 nucleotides. NCBI's taxonomy places the organism in Eukaryota, Metazoa, Nematoda, Chromadorea, Rhabditida, Trichostrongylidae. The record is from the annotation of a GenBank genome assembly.